ACGGGCUUUGGCGAUGUCCGUAUCCGUGUUUCGUGGCCUGCGUGUAACAUUUUGUACUACUUAUUAGAUCGUGUAAAUUUGCGUGAUUUUAGUGUUACUUCCAUUUUCUUACUCAAAAUCUCAGCUCGUCUGGUCUGAUAUCGGAUACUUCCCUCGUUAAAUGUUCAUUUCUCCGGUUUCGGGCUGUGUAUUUCACCCUCGCAACAGAAUACGCCACUACCCCUGUUGCUCCAGAGUCCGUUUGUAAAUGAAAGGAAUUCUGCGUUUUCGAGUAAUUUGAUCCACCCUCGAUUGAUUUUACCUCCUGUUUACAUACUGCGGUAGUUAUUGUGAAUUUCAUUACAUUAGCCCCUGUAAGUGUUUUGGAGGUACGCUCCGACACACUCACACAGUGAAGUGCUUCAGCCUUUUGACUUUCAGUGGAUUACGCGCCUCGGCCAUUAUCAAAUUACAGUCAGCUGAAAAUCAGGCUCAUGAGCGGAGCAGUGAGAUUAUUGACGUGCUAAGAUGGACCACCCCAACCCACUCCUUCUUCUAAGGCUGAUGCGAUGAUGGAGGAGAAGUGCGGGUUGGGGGGAGUCGGCGGGGGAGUGGCGGUGGGCCGGAUGAUGGGCGGCACGAAGGUCUCGCAGAUCGCGAAGACGUUCCAGUCGCCGCCGGGGCCCGGGCCGCGGGACGGGGCCGCCGGGACGCCGGCCACGACCCCGGGCGCCAACGGCGACGUCCGCGCCAAGCGGGAGCAGUCGGCCUCGCCCAGGGACGAGCGGGAGCGCCCCGACCCCAGGGACCCCAAGUCCCUCGCCGAGUCCCCCGUCAUCGUCACCGUCGUCCGCACCGAGAGCCACGUCGCCCGCUUCAACAACGCCCGCGCUCUCUUCGAGAAGCUCGGGGAAGAAAAUAGGUCCAAGGGUGUCGACCGAAGUUCGAGAGUCUCAAAGCAAGAUGUGCGCUCCCGAUCAAGCUCCACAAACUCUUCAUUGGGAGAUGAUCCGCCCUCGCGGACAUCCCAUAAAACAGCCUCAUGUUCCUCUAUUCCCUCCAUGAUUAAUUCUCGAUCUCCAUCACCUUCUCUCAGUGCCAAUUCACCAACAGCUAAUCAUAAUGGUGUAUCAAAUGGUCAUGGAGUUCACCUCAAUGGGAACUGCAAUGCAGCGGAACUCAGGCACCCAGCUGAAGAGCCAGUCACGCCUCCUACAACUAACACCCAGAAGUUCUCCAACCGUGCUUCACCUUUUAUGAAUGGUUCAGCUGAAAAGCAGUCAAGACCAGACAAACCGGAGCGAAAGCUGAAUAGCAGAGAACUCAUAGAGAAGCAGAGGAAUUGGACCUCACAUUUUUCCAAGUCUAGAAGCAGCACAUCAAGGUCCAACAGUGAUCCAAGUAAAUUCGACCUGAAAACAACGCCGCUGCGAACGCCUGUCGAUAACUCGGCUGCUGCCGUCAGGAGUUCAUCCUUUACCUCUCCACGUUUACGCUCCCCUCCACCAUCCUCGCCUCCUCCCCCACCGCCAAGUAGCCGUUCGCCAGUUAAACUGUCUCGCACAACAGAGUCAACCAAAGCCACGCUGCCCACGCCAAAGUCCCAUGAUAAAGAAACAUUAGAGGAUAAGGAGGCUCAUUCACCUUCGAAGUGCAAGAAUGAAAGUGCAAGCUCCCCUGUAAUCAAUGAAGAAGCUCCAGCCAGGCAUAUAAGUGUCGAUGAUGAGAGGCAGCCGGAAGAAGACUCAUCUAAAUCUCCUGCUGAUUACACUCAAACUUUGAGGAGGUCCAAAAAAAUGGUGUCCUCUGUUAGAGUAACCUUGGGUUCCCCGCAGACCCCUGCACUAGUCAGUUCUUCCCCAACCCAAGGACACAAUGCACCUGUGGCAAGUCCCAUUGAGAAAGCCCAAACAAAGAGCAGCAUGAAUGAUAGUAGCAAAGUUGAAUCCUCCAAUUCAGUAUUAGAUAGCACAGCAGACAGCCUUUUGUUAAGCAGUGAUAAUGAUAAUAGUGUACAGACCUCUAAUUUAAAUAGCUCGGAAUCAAAAAUUAAUGCAAUAAAUAUAGCCUCUAGUUUAGAUAGGUGUUCGUCAAACGACAAAAUUUAUCCCACAGAGUCUUCUUCGCAUUCUGUCUCUGAACAAACAGACCGAAAUUCACAGCUUGCAGACCCUAUGAAUUUCUGCUCUGAGUCCGUUAGCCCUAUAUCACGGACCACAAAUCACCAUCCUCAGACAGUGAACCCUUCAUCUCAAUUAGCAGAAGCGGUUUCUCAGUCAGAUGACAAUGUGCCAAAGUCCCCAGAUCAAUUAUCACAGUCAACGGAUAAUGUCCCGCAGGCAGAGUCCAACAGCCCGAGCAAGCCGAAUGUGCAUUUCAAUAUUGGGUCUGACCUGAAUGGUGACCUCUUAAGAUCAACUACAACUAUGUGCAGUAGUUCGAUAAGUGAAGAGGACUCAGGAUUCGUUAGCUCAGAGGCGAAUCUUGGAACAUCCUUCACUUUUGAUCCAGAUGUGAAAGAGGUAGAUGGCGGGCUCCAGAUCAAUGACUUGAGCAUACAGUAUCUGGACGAUGAUGUUGAGUCUUCAUCUUCAGAUAAUCCGCAGCGGAGAUAUGAACAUGAUGAUAUUGUUGAAGGUUUGGCAGAAGAUGGUGAAGUUGAAGAAGAAGUUUCCAAACCUAAUCAUUUGAGCAAUCCCGAAACAACGGAGCCAAACAUAGUUUGCAAAAGUAUCUCAAAUGUAGAGGAAGUUCCGUCUACACCAAACUCCCAUUCUCCUGCGUUAGACGUCAGUCAGCAAACUCCAGAUCGACCAGCACCCUUAGACACAAGUUUGAUGACCCCUGAUGAAGCAGAUAACCUUCUAAGUACAAGAAUUCUAUCAAAAAGGGGUGUGUUGGAAAGACUGCUGUCAGAUGAAGAAGCACAGGAAGUAGUCCGACUUCUCUCUCCAACACCAGACAUAUCAAGUACCUUGCCAGAAAAGACACCACAUGACUCAAUUACUGAGGAUUCCAAAUGUACAUUCAUAGACUCAACAUCAAACAUAGAAGACUCAGCGGUUUCAAGUCACGUAGAAUCUGAGUAUGGGUCAGAAACAAAUCUGCAGGACCUAAAUUCAAGUAGAAUAAGCUCUGUGAAUAGCUUAGACGAUUUGGAUCUCACGCGCUCAUCACACUUGGAACAAAAUGAGCCCCCGCCGGUAGCUGAGCCAGAAGCAGAACCUGAUCUCUAUGAAGGGUUCGUCCCUGAAGCGUGCAAAGAAGUUUUUGAAGAAGAUGGCGUGCAUUAUUAUGAAGAUGGACAUUUUUGGAUGGAGGUUCCUGGUUUACCCAGCCAAUCUGUCUAUGAAGAGGGCGAUCCAACACCAAGUAAACCUAGUUCCAAAGUAUCCUUCAGCACCGGGCCAAUUAAGGUUUAUAGCACAUUUUCCAUGUCUGAAUACGAUCGACGAAACGAGGAUGUGGAUCCUGUAGCAGCCUCAGCUGAAUAUGAGCUUGAAAAGCGAGUGGAGAAGCUGGAGCUCAUGAGCGUGGAAUUGGAAAAGGGAGCAUCUGGUCUCGGUUUGAUCAUCAUUGGAAUGGGUGUUGGUGCGGAUGCUGGACUCGAGAAAUUGGGUAUCUUCGUAAAGAUGCUUACUGAGCAGGGUGCAGCCGCAAAAGACGGUAGGAUCCAGGUCAGUGACCAGAUCAUUGAGGUGGAUGGAAAAUCCUUAGUAGGGGUAACGCAGGCAUAUGCAGCAUCAGUUCUGCGAAAUACAUCUGGCAAAGUGCGAUUCAUCAUCGGCCGUGAAAAGGACCCGGAAAACAGUGAAGUUGCGCAGCUAAUCCGGCAGUCGUUGCAAGCAGAUCGAGAGCGCGAGGAGCAUAAACAGCGGAUGGAGCGCAGCCGCAAUGCUCAAUACAAUGGUGACCUCUCCGGUGGUUUCAUGAAUGAAGCACACAAGCAGGCAACGAUCGGGAACAACGCUCAGCAGUUACAAGAACUCCUCCAAGAUAGUCAAUUAAGAGCCUCACUAGCAGAAAAAGAGGUGGCCAAGAUGAAAGUAAGGCUUGAAGAAUUGGAAGGAAGUAAUGCUAAUAAAGAGGAGUUCGCUGAAAAACUGCGAUUGUCAAGUCUUAAAUUGUGCGAGGUUGAAAGAAAUCUCUACGCAGCCAAAAGAGAUGUUGUAUCCUAUCAAGGGAUGCUAGAACAAUCUCAGGCGCAAUGUCAAGCAAUAGAAAAGAAGUAUACCAAAGCAAAACGCUUGCUGCGAGAAUUCCAGCAGCGUGAAACAGAUUUAAUUCAUCGUGAGGAAUUCUAUCUGCAGUUAUUACAAGAAAAGGACACAGAAUACAAUGCAUUAGUGAAAGCACUUAAGGAUAGAGUUAUUCAAGUUGAACAGGAGCUUCUUGAAACGCAAAGGAAAACAGGACUUCCGGUUCGACUUCCAUAUGACAAUAAUAAUCUUCGCCUUUCAAUUCCUCAAGUCACCACUAGACCUCCGGUUGCACCUAUCAAACCAUUACUGGAGCAGUUAGGAGCGGAGUUAUCUGAGACCGAGGAAGGACCUGAAGAAGAAAAAACUGCUACCGUCGAAAGAAAAGUACCAAUCAAAGAAGAACUGGACCGAGCUGUGCCUCAGCACGAACUACUGGACACAACGGCCCACAAAAACAAAGCUGAGCUAGCAAAUCGUGGUGGUCUGGCGAAUAGACAGCUCCCAACCAAUGCCAAGAAGAAUAGCAGUUUGAGUAACAGUAGUUCGGAUUGCGCUCUUGAUAAGAGUCAAAGUUACUCGGAUGAAAACUUGGAUGGGAGCAUAAAGCGAAGUGCGUUUUCUGAUUAUUCGGAGAGCAGCAUUGUAAAAUCUCCCUCCUCUUCAUCCAUCCAGCAGUAUUCGGCGAUAACACGCAAUUCGUACCAAACGGCAGCUUAUCUGCAGCAGCACCAGUCUAGUCCUGAUCCGUGGGUGCCGCGGACCAAUGAACGAAGAAUCGGUCCACCCACUUCACUUGCUGAGCAGCUGAAGCAGGUUUUGGCAGAGAGAGAACGCAGACUAUCAAACUCAUUAGAUCACAGCCCGGACUAUUCAGACUACAAUGCCAGUACAAUUUCAUCUACAUUAGCAGAAGACAUCCGACAGGCUGUCAAUGAAGCAAAUGCUCGCAUUGGUAAAUCGGCACCUUUGCCUGUUCCACAUCAGCUGCACUGGCAGCAUGUCCAAAGCUCACCAUCAUCUGUCUCUUCCUCUGGGAGUGUUUCGACUGAUAUGAGCCCAAGCAGGCCGCCCUCGGAGUCUUCGACUGAGUGGCUUGAUCAAUGUGGCAAGAAAUCACACUUGUGGCAGUUGCAACCCAUCCCUGAGUGGACCAAAGACCAGGUUUGUCAGUGGUUGAUGGCUGUGAAUAUGGACCAGUAUAUCCCAAAAUUCCGAGAACAACAACUGAACGGAAUGUCAUUGCUAACUCUAGAAUCCAAAGACUUCAAAAAUUUAGGUAUUGUAGGUGAUGAUAAGACUAAACUGAAGCGGAAGCUGAAAGAACUCAGAGUGCAAGUUGAGAAGGAGAAACGUCACUUUGAAAAGGAGAAAAAAGAAAAGGAAAGACAGCAGAAGAAAGCAGAAAAGCUUGCAGAAAAAGCUAGCAAACGAAAAUAAAUCUUCAUUGGACCUGAAGAUGGUUUGGUUAUCAAUAAAGGGUUUGAAUACAGAUUCUAAUCCUCCUUUGAUUUUUUUUGCUCAAGAAGUGAGCAAAAAAAUGAAGCAAUGUGAGCAACGAAUUAAAGUAUUAUUUUUCAAUCUGAAGUCUGAUCAUUUUGUAGUUUUUGCUCAAAACUACCUCUUGCAUUCAUAAAUUACGUCUAGAUUGUUUGGAAAAUACGAAGGAAAAAGCUCAUUUCAUACUUGUCUGCAGGCGGUACACAACUUGGGCCGGAAAAAGUGCCUUUCAUGCAGGAAACCUAUUAAGACUUUCAUCGAAUCACUUCGGUCUUUCCAGGUCAUCUUUUUCUCUCCUAUUAUCGUCAUCAGUGUAAAAAAAAAAAAAACAGAAACGAAGAAGCUGGCUCCGAUGCUCAACAGAACUGUGAUAAGAAAGUAGCUGUCAAUAGAUGAAAAGACAUAAAUUGUAUUUUGUACAGUGUUUUGUGGUUGAUAACGAGGAGGCAAUCGUUAACUUUCCAAGUACUUUGCUGGGGAGUGCUGUCUUCACCUGUUUACCGCUCACAUGCUUUCGCCUGUAAAGUUGAGCUUAAAAAUCACUGGCAAAUAAUUAUUAAAGGGCAAUGAAAUGUCUCCUUUUCAGAAUUUUGCUCGUAAAUUAAUGUACUUGCACUUAAUUUUUUAAUUGGAUGCUUCAUCCAAAGUGUAAAAUGCAUUUGCGUACUGUAUGCCAUCUUAGCCUAAGAUAUGCGGUAUAUAAAUAGUGGUAUAAGUCAAAUAUAUCUAAAGGAACGAAAAAUCCUUUUAUUUAUACCAUGAAAAUUCAGCCUGUUCUCACAUUUUUAAAUGAAGUUUUAUUAAUUUGCAACUCUAUAGGGUCAAUUGAAAUAUACCAUCCAAUGGUAUCAAUCCAUUCAGAUUUUGUGGAGCAAAAAAUUUAUUCUCUGCUUUUUGGCAGAAUGCUACAUUUUAUAGCCACGAUGAUACAUAAGGAAGUAGUUUCAGCCAAAACAUUUUAGUCAUGGUCAUUGAUUUGUGAUCAUUUGUGUCAACUUCAACCAAUAGUCUUCUUUUAAAUGUUUGACUUAACUUACUUACACUCAUCUGUUCAGUUAAACACUUUUUGCAUCUAUUUAUUCUAUUUGUAAAAUUCUUUAUCUUGGAUAUCAUUGUGUUUAAUUGCAAUAUUUGAUUAUUUUAACCUCCUGUGCCGCACAAUUUUGUAUUACUGUACUCUCAACUCAUUUUUGUUCUCCUUUAAACCUAACGAAAAGCUCAAAAUGCAAGGGGUAAAUCCUGAAAUUACGGCUUAUUAAACACACCAACAAAUUUCUUUUAUAUUUUUGGAUUAGGGUUCCUUCAUUUGAUGAUGGUAGAAAUUUGUAAAUAUCUUUUCUGAAUUUUUUUCUACCAUAGCUUUUUUAAGUUUACCGGCCUAAUCUGAAAUUUGCUUUAUUCGGAGUUUUCAAGUAUUCCCCCCCCCCUUUUUUUAUGCAAACCCCAAUGGAACGCCUCUUCAACGGGGUCAUCCUAAAAGAAAAUUGAAAACUAGAUUAAUCCAAGUUGAAAUUAAUGAAGGCUCCAAAGACCUUUAACCAAAUGACUGACAGUAAAUUUUCUACUCAACAAUUAUGAACCAAGAAAAUGAAUUUAAAUAAUUUGUUAUAUUACACAUUUUUAGUAAUAUUUUAUUUGUAUGAAAGAAAAAAAUAAUCAAUGUCUCUUGAAACUUUUUGUGUUUUUUGUAUGCUCCAUCUGAAGGAUUCUUAAAAUAUUUCACACAGAAACUUUUUUUUUUAAAUUUAAAUGUAUGAUUUUAAGUCCAUACAAUUAAAACUUCUCUCAUUCUACUUGCACUGUUAUUCAAUUUUGGUUGUGCUGAAAUCAACACAGAUCUUAUGCUUUAAGUGCCAUACCCUAAACAAGAAACAAUGCUGAAAGCAAUAUUGCGACUCAGGUGAAAUGGACUAACUACAUAUUUUCAAAUUCCGAAUCUGAUCGCAAUGAAAGUAUCGGUAGAGAAACAUGGUGAAAAAAAGUGAUUUCAUGGCAUACAAUUUUUUCAUUAUAUGAGUGAAUGAAACAUAUUUUUUUUCUCCUUGUCACUGCUGUCAUUAAUAAUUUAUUCCUCUUAAACUGAAUUUUUGAGAUAAGUAUUUAUGAGUUGCACAGCUCUACUAUUUAAGAAGAGUCAAGCAAAAUCGUCAUGUUUACGUUGCAAUGUAACUGAAUCUCAUAUCCUAUUUUAAUUUUUCAGAAGGAAACCAACCGACAUGCCCGCCAGACAAUUGUUGUGAUUUUUUUCUGGUCCAUAUGAAGGUUAUCCUCCCAAAAAUUUAGCAUAAUUCUUGGUUUGUUUCCUUCCAAAAAAUUAAAUAGGAGAUGAGAUUUUCAAACACAGUAAUGUAGGGGUGACUGUUAUGAUUAGUUCCGUCAAUUUUAUGCACUUGCAUCUGCAAGUAAUGCAAUUUUUUUUGCUGCUCAGUGUUUUUAUGUGCGCUUGGACCUGGGCAGAUAUUCUGAGGAAAAGUGGAUGUAUAUUCUUAUCAAAUGAUCUUUGAAGAAGUGAAGUAAGAGAACGUAUUUAUUGAAUACUAGAGAGACCAUGUAAAUUUUCUUUUAGAAUCAUCGUCAGCUUUGGACAAGGAAGCACUCUUUGUCAGUAUAUACUAGUGUGCUUUCAGGGUGGCAAUUUUGCAGACAAAUGUUUUUAAUUUUUUACUUCUUCAGAAGAAAAAUUGUCGUAGGAUGUUGAGUAAUAUUUGUGAAAGGGGCAAAAGGUGGAAUAGCUGAGUACCUCUCUUGCAUCUGGAUGGGAAUUUUAAUCUUAUUUUAUUUUUUAAAUGUGAACAAAUUUACUUUAUGAACUGAGGUCCUUGAAAAGCUUAUAGUAUGUAGUUAUGUAACUGGAACUAUGUUCCUUCCUAUAAAACCGCAGAUUUCCGCUGUUUGCAUAAAGUAUUAUCCAGCAAAAAUCGUUUUAAUGAUUAUGUUAAGCUUUAAGGAAAGAAUGCACCUUGAGAUAACUCUGCCAGGGGCAAAUUUACAAGUACAUGAAUUUUUUUCCGUUGAUCAAUUUAAUGAUUUCAUUUGUAGCUGCACUGAGCUGUCGUGAAAAUGUUGUAGGAAUAGUUCCAGUUACUCAACUUGACAGUUAGUUAUUUUACAUAUGCGGCUGGUUCUGCAAGAUCACUUCUUACUUUGUAGUUACCAACUACACCCUCUCUCUGCUCAUUUUUGCUUCCAUCAGCACUGUUUUCCUCUUUUUUCUUGUUCUAAGAGCUAUCAUAGAUUUUGCAAGAAAAACAGAACUGAUCAUAUUAUGUUGUUAAUUUUAUUCAAAUUUUUCUUCUUCUUGCCUGAAUCCUCAGUGAACGUGCAAUUAUCGUAAGCUACAUUUAUUGUGAUCAUUUAUUACGCAUUUCCUCUCUUUUCUCUCUUUUGAAAGAUUUUUUAUUAAUCUUUUGUACAGAACUUUUACUACUUCUCUCUAAUCCAAUUUUGUAUUUAAUUUCAUUUAUACUCUCUAGAACUAGGUGAUUUUUAUUUCAUUGUUAUUUUUUUAUUAUUUGUUCAUAGACCUUGUAAAUUAGAACGGAAGAGGGAACGUUUUUAAGUUUUGACCUUCCUCCCCCCCCCCUCUCUUUCCCACCAUUAGAGCAUGUUUAUGUUAUUCAAUGUCACUGAACUUUGAAGAAGUAAAUGGAAAACUAAAAAUUUUUAUACUUGUUUUAUAACAAUAAAUAAUCUUUGAGUGAAAUUUCA
This is a messenger RNA of Bemisia tabaci, 9386 nucleotides long. The record is from RefSeq and is a predicted model, not a curated record. NCBI's taxonomy places the organism in Eukaryota, Metazoa, Arthropoda, Insecta, Hemiptera, Aleyrodidae.